Molecule: messenger RNA, 384 nt
Organism: Gryllus bimaculatus (two-spotted cricket)
Lineage: Eukaryota; Metazoa; Arthropoda; Insecta; Orthoptera; Gryllidae
Source: the annotation of a GenBank genome assembly
AUGGCAGACGCCGCGCCUCGCCGCGCCGCGCCGCACAGUGGACCAAAUGACACGCGCUUCACCCUAGCUUUCAACAGAAGAGUUACUUUAAAUCCUGUUUUACCCCGUUUUCCUGCUGCUAUAGUUGUGACGUGGGCUACCGCCAAACAUUUCGGGCAGUUGGAAUCGUCGGAUUCGACGUUGGGAGAUUCGCGUGGGCAGAAGCUGCUCCUGCGACAUUGCCCAUGGAUGGCCUCCGACAACUUUGAUUGGAUUCACGAAGCACCGGUCAUCACUAUUCUGGCCACGAAUCUUGCCUUUCUCAUAUCCAUCAUGUGGUAUAUGUUGCUGUGUGACGAUGAGAAAACUGACAUCUCAGGUUAUGAUGACCAGAAUAUGACUUAG